Melampsora larici-populina 98AG31 is the source of this 294-nucleotide messenger RNA. RefSeq lists its product as uncharacterized. Gene Ontology annotation, molecular function: ATP binding; protein serine/threonine kinase activity. The record is from RefSeq and is a predicted model, not a curated record. The transcript has a single exon. Lineage: Eukaryota; Fungi; Basidiomycota; Pucciniomycetes; Pucciniales; Melampsoraceae. Gene Ontology annotation, cellular component: cytoplasm; nucleus. Gene Ontology annotation, biological process: protein phosphorylation; intracellular signal transduction. The coding region runs from base 1 to 294 and encodes 97 amino acids.
AUGCAUCCUUUCAUCAUCCCGCUCUAUGACACAUUUUUACAUUCUACUACUUGUGAACUUCAUUUCAUAUUCGAAUGUAUGGAGGAAAAUCUUUAUCAGCUUACUAAAUUUAGAAAAGGUCGACCAUUGGCGGAUGGUCUCAUAGCCUGUAUCUUUGAGCAAAUUGUAUUAGGACUUCAUCAUGUUCAUUCUUGUGGUUACUUUCAUCAUGAUAUGAAACCUGAAAACUUACUUAUCACUACAACGGGUCUCACCAAUUACCCUCAAGGAAAUUGUAGAGUCUUGAAUGAUUGA